Molecule: messenger RNA, 374 nt
Organism: Acyrthosiphon pisum (pea aphid)
Lineage: Eukaryota; Metazoa; Arthropoda; Insecta; Hemiptera; Aphididae
Exons: 1
Source: RefSeq, a predicted model, not a curated record
AUGGCGGUCAAGCGUUUUGAGUCUUUGGAGAGGAAGCUAUUGGCCAAUCCACAGUUGCAGACGCUGUACAAGGAAUUUAUGGACGAGUAUUUAGCAUUGGGCCAUAUGUCUAUCGCGCCCACACCAGGUCAUUACUUUGUCCCUCAUCAUGCAAUUUACAAGGCAGAUGAUGGUGACGCCAAGAUCCGUGUGGUGUUUGACGCAUCUGCACGAUGUUCAACCGGACCGUCGUUAAACAGCUGUCUGCUUCCAGGGAAGAAGCUACAGCAGGACAUAAUUGAUGUCUUAACGCGAUUCCGCAUACAUCAACAUGCAUUCACGGCGGACAUCUGCAAGAUGUAUCGUCAAAUCCAGGUGCUACCAGAGUACCGCAA